This is a messenger RNA of Trypanosoma rangeli, 312 nucleotides long. RefSeq lists its product as uncharacterized. Lineage: Eukaryota; Euglenozoa; Kinetoplastea; Trypanosomatida; Trypanosomatidae. The transcript has a single exon. The record is from RefSeq and is a predicted model, not a curated record. The coding region runs from base 1 to 312 and encodes 103 amino acids.
AUGCUGAACGCCACGGAGCUGAAGGCGCUCGUGGAGGAGAAGUCCACCCCUUCGCAGGUCACGUGCGACAGCUCCGUGCGUGGGUGUGGGGCCGCCUGUUUCUCUUCUGAGCGGAAGGGAACAGCAGGGGAGGAGGUGGACCCGCGCUGGAAACCGUGCCAACUUUUUUUUGCUCGUGUUUUUCUUUGUUUUGGGAGCCGAGCCCCCUUUUCCUCCUUUUUUUUUGCUUUUUUGCUGUGCGCACACCCUCCCGUUGAGGGGCGGGCUCCUUCUCCACACACCCCGAAGAGGGCCGCCGCGUUGCAGCGAUGA